Echinostoma caproni is the source of this 267-nucleotide messenger RNA. The record is from the annotation of a GenBank genome assembly. NCBI's taxonomy places the organism in Eukaryota, Metazoa, Platyhelminthes, Trematoda, Plagiorchiida, Echinostomatidae.
AUGUGUGAACACUUAGAUUGUGUACUCUGUGUGUUGACCAUAGAGGUUCACUUUCUUCACCUCCCCCCAAUUAGGUCCAAUCCCUCUCCAUCUUGUGCUUUGUCAAUUAAUUUGCGUACAUUCUCCGCGCUACGUUUGCCUUCCCUCAAUCCAACUUUUUCUCAUUUUCUUCACCAUAUAGAUUCAAGUACUGCUGGAGGCCCUAUCGGUGGCCAAACGCGUAUUAAACUGAGGAAUGAGCAUGCGAGCUAUAUUUUUACAUGGUAA